GUCCUGGCCCAGCCCCAGCCCUGGUGGAAGAUCCAGCUGUUCAUGUGGGAGCCAGUGCUGUUUGGGACCUGGGAUGGUGUGUUCACGUCCUGCAUGAUCAACAUUUUUGGGGUUGUCCUGUUCUUGAGGACCGGCUGGCUGGUGGGAAACACGGGUGUGCUCAUGGGCAUGCUUCUGGUGUCCUUUGUCAUCCUCGUGGCCCUUGUUACUGUGCUGUCUGGCAUCGGCGUUGGGGAGCAGGUUGGCAUGGGCAGUGGCGGCGUCUACUCCAUGAUCUCCUCCGUCCUCGGCGGGCAGAUGGGAGGCACCAUCGGGCUGCUCUAUGUGUUUGGACAGUGUGUUGCAGGUGCCAUGUACAUCACUGGCUUUGCUGAGUCCAUCUCGGAUUUGCUGGGCCUCCGGAACAUCUGGGCUGUGCGAGGAAUUUCAGUUGCCGUGCUUCUGGCCUUGCUGGGGAUCAACCUAGCGGGCGUCAAAUGGAUCAUUCGAUUCCAGCUGCUGCUGCUGUUCCUGCUGGCCGUGUCUACGCUGGACUUUGUGGUGGGCUCUUUCACCCACCUGGACCCAGAGCAUGGUUUUGUUGGAUACUCACCAGAACUACUACAGAACAACACUCUGCCAGAUUACAGUCCCGGGGAGACCUUUUUCACUGUGUUUGGGGUGUUCUUCCCAGCAGCUACAGGAGUCAUGGCCGGCUUCAACAUGGGAGGCGACCUCAGGGAUCCGGCUGCCAGUGUCCCCCUGGGCUCCCUAGCAGCUGUUGGCAUCUCGUGGUUUCUGUACAUCGUCUUCACCUUCCUGCUGGGCGCCAUCUGCACCCGAGAGGCCCUUCGCUAUAACUUCCUGAUAGCUGAAAAGGUGUCCCUAGUGGGCUUCCUAUUCCUUCUGGGCUUAUACAUCUCGUCCCUGGCCUCCUGUAUGGGAGGACUCUAUGGAGCUCCCCGGAUCCUGCAGUGCAUUGCCCAGGAGAAAGUGAUUCCUGCACUCGCCUGUCUGGGACAAGGGAAAGGGCCAAAUAGGACACCUAUAGCAGCCAUCUGCCUGACCAGCUUGGUGACCAUGGCUUUUGUCCUUGUGGGUCAGGUAAAUGUUCUGGCACCCAUCGUCACCAUCAACUUCAUGCUGACGUACAUUGCAGUGGACUACUCUUACUUCUCCCUGUCUAUGGGUCUCUGCAGCCUUCCUCAGGUGCCUGAGCCUGUGCUUAGGGAGACCUCAGAAGCUCUCCCCUGUUCUGAGCACCUGCUCUUAGAGAAGGCUCCCAGCUAUGGCUCUGAGGGCUCUGCCCAAAGCCUCUUUGAGGGCACUCUACUACAAUUCACCAAGGACAUGGAUCAGCUCCUCCAGCUAACCAGGAGGCAGGAGAGUAGCCAUCCCAGGCCCGGAGACAGUGACAGGAUCCCAGAGAGUCAGAAGAGGAAAUGCAAGAAGGUCAUCAAGAAGAACCUACAAGAUAGCUUCCUCCUGAACCUCAAGUCCCCUACUUCCUUCCCUACUGAGGGCUCUGAUGGGUUGCCUGCUGUGUCUGGGGAGUACCAAGAGUUCUACCAGAACAAGCUGACUUCCAGGAGUGAAGGGAUUCUGCCUGGGGAAACACAUGGGCAACAAUUUGUCCCUGAGCCAAGCAACCAGCCUAGGGUGAGUGGAGAAGACUUCUCCCUGAAGCCCAGACUUCAGGAACAAGAAAUCCAGAGGAGACCAACUACUUUCUACACCCGCAUGUGCAACCCCUGGGUCUCCCUGCUAGGGGCAAUUGGGUCCCUUCUCAUCGUGUUUGUGAUCCAGUGGGUCUAUACCCUGGCUAACGUUGGUGUGGCUGCCAUCGUGUACCUCUACAUCGGCCACGCCAGUCCAGGGCUUCACCUUGGAUUAGCCUCCAACUUCAGUUUUUUCCGAUGGAUACGAUCUCUUCUGAUGCCCUCCUACAGGAGCUUGCGGUCCCAGGAGCAGAUCAUUUUGGCACCGUCCCUGGCUAGGGUUGACAUGGAGAUGACUCAGCUCACCCAGGAGAACACAGACUUUGCCACUCGAGAUCGCUACCACCACUCCUCCCUCAUGAGUCAGGAACAGCUGAUGCCUCUGUACUAGGAGCCGCGCUGGGACCCUUCCUCUCCUAGAGCUUCGCUGGGCUCAGUGGACCCAAAGAGAAACUCAUGGAGCUGCUUCUUCCUGAUAGGAGACCCAAGGCCUGCCUGACCUCCCGCUGCUACUUUGGAUUGCUUUCUGGUCUGGAGUACCAGCCUAACCCACAGGAACAGUAGGAAUGGCAGUGCCCUCCACUGUGUGGCACCCAACCUGGGGAGCUCUACUGGGACACCAGGACUUUCAGGUGAUAGCAAGAUGAGCAAGUGUGGAGAGCAAAAUGAGAUUGCUUGUUCCCAGGGCCACA
Messenger RNA from Marmota monax (woodchuck), 2389 nucleotides. RefSeq names its product solute carrier family 12 member 8 (gene Slc12a8). The record is from RefSeq and is a predicted model, not a curated record. Gene Ontology annotation, biological process: cell volume homeostasis; chloride transmembrane transport; chloride ion homeostasis. Gene Ontology annotation, molecular function: potassium:chloride symporter activity. Bases 43 to 2088 code for a protein of 681 amino acids. Lineage: Eukaryota; Metazoa; Chordata; Mammalia; Rodentia; Sciuridae. Gene Ontology annotation, cellular component: membrane. The transcript is spliced from 12 exons.